Dacryopinax primogenitus is the source of this 537-nucleotide messenger RNA. RefSeq lists its product as uncharacterized. The transcript has 5 exons. The record is from RefSeq and is a predicted model, not a curated record. The coding region runs from base 1 to 537 and encodes 178 amino acids. Lineage: Eukaryota; Fungi; Basidiomycota; Dacrymycetes; Dacrymycetales; Dacrymycetaceae.
AUGUCUUUGCCUUACCCUAAUCCCCUAGCAGGGUACGAGAAUGCAGAGCCCUUGCCGGACACGAUCAAUCCCGAUGGCAAGUCGCUGUACAAUCCGCCUGGUCCUAAGUCAAAGACGUACGACCAGUUUCCAACCCAGUUCAAGCCGGGCAAGAACGGGUUCGACUUCCACAUCUACUACAUCCAGACAGAUGAAGAGGAGACCAAGUUCGCCCGAGCCCUCCACGAGCGGAUAAGGCGCGAAUUCCCCGAGAUCCGGAUUUACAGGUUCUGGGAUCGUCCUGUCGGCCCACACCCGGUUGCGAUGUUCGAAGCGAAUACGUUCUCCCCUCACCAAACUGGGGCGCUGUUCUCUUGGCUUGCCGUGAACAGGGGUCCGUGCUCGGUACUGAUACAUCCGAACACCGACGACCCGUAUAAGGAUCACACAGAGCUGGCGACAUGGAUGGGCCGUGUGUGGCCCUUGCGCACAGAGAUGCUGCGGCCAAGAACCGCCGCAGUCGCCGCUAGUGCGCCGAGCACCGCGGUAUCGGCUUAG